UCAACUGCCACUGGUCAGAGAGGAAGUGGAGCCCCGCCUCCCCCAGGAGGCCCAUGGAGCCCAGCGAGUCCAGAAGGGCACAGCCCGGGACGCAGCGCACACUCACCCUCACAUAGUCACAAGAUUCCGUGUCUUCCUUCCAGGUGCGCUUCUGCCCCUCCUGGGGUCACCUGGGGAACCUGUGGAGCAGGCCUUUCCUCUGCUCGGCUUCUUGCCUGCACCAGAUAUCAAGGCAUGGAAAGGAGAAGGAACUCCAUUCCCUGGCUUCCAGCCGGACACCUGCUCGGGGCUUGGGCCAACCUGGUCCUUUCCCUCCGCAGCCACUCUACACCCACCUCUGCCCCUCAUCCUAACUAUCGGGAGCUGAACAGGUCGUCCAGGCAGUUUCUUACAUUCAGAAUCUGAAAGGGUCUGCCUUGGCAUGUGCCAAGCUCCAUACAUUCACUGGUGCAGGGACACUGCUCCAGCCGCAAACCCCACACCAAAUCAGCAGGGACAGCUCCAUCACCCAAAUGUGGACCCUGUUAGUCUGGGAGCUCCUCUGCCUGCCUCGCCCAGCCUGGCUCUGCCCGCAGCCGCCCUGCACACUGUGCAUGAACACGUACACGGGGUCUGUCAUAUAGCCUUGGUGUUCGGGUCACCAGCCCCAUUCCUCACCUUCGUCUCCCUGCCUUCUCCCUCUCAGCCUGGUUCAACAGCCCAGCCUGGUGCCGCUGGUCCUGCUGACUCCCUGGCUCCACAUUCUCCUUCAGCCUCCUGGAGCCCAAGGCCAGGGGAAGGAGGGUUGCGUCCCAGUGUGUUACGGGGCAUCUGGUGCUUGAUGCUUUGUGUCCAAGGUCCCGCGGUCUUGGACAGGUAAAAUGAGGCAUAUAAACACUGGAUUUAAGAUAUACACUCUUGUAGGAAAGGGAGUUUCAAAGGAAUGUUUCCCAAAAGAAUGUUUCCCAGUGAGAGAAUUCCUGUUGUGGUGGACCUGGGUCACACCAAGGCAGAAACUGGUAUUCAUCAAAACAUUCACAAUCUUUGUAGACUGGAAUAUAGUCCAGAGAGAUGGAAGUGUAGAAGCCAAGCAAUGGAUGCCAUAUUCCCAAAUAAUUGGUUUCAGCUACAAAUAUUCUGCUGGUGAGGAGAACGAGUUCCUAUGUGAUACCUGAGCUCCUUUGGGAAAGUGAUCUUCCCUGUCCUAGAGCACUAACGUCUAACACUCCUUGGCUCGCUUGGGGUUACUCAAAGGAAAGGACAUUCAAAAAGGUUUCCUCUGAACAUAGAAACUCUGAACAAAUUCUGUUGAGAAAGGUGCAGGGACAGUUAAGGAGGUUGAGAAUAAUCUGAAAGUUGCCUGUUGUGGGAGGCAAGAAUGGGAGCUGGGCUGACCUGAAUGGUUUCCGUCAGGGAGGGACCACACCCAAAUCCUGUAAUCCAAUCUAGCAAUUAGAGUGGAUGAGAGGACUUUGUGCCUUAUCCCAGGGCCCAAAAGCCAUAAAAGGUGGAGGUGAGGUUCACUAUCUGACAUUUGGAAACUGGCACAGUGAGAGGAGCAUCCCUUUGCGACCCGAAGCUCCUGGUUGAAUGUAUCUUGUGGACACUGUUUCUGCAGACAUGGAGGCUGCCCACCUCCACCCCUCAGAGGAGCCUCAGUUCAGCGCCUCUCCCAAACCCCAGUCAUGCUGGUCAAAGAGAGGCGGUGCUGAAGUCCACGGAGGACCCUCUGUGCCCGAGACGACAUCCCCUGCAUCAAAGACUCUCUCCUCCCCGACUGACCCGUUGGCUCCCGCAUCAGCAGGGCUGCCUCCCACCAAGACGCCUCUGAGUUGGAAGAGCCUUUCCCAGGUGGGAGCCGGGCUUCAGAACAUGGGCAACACUUGCUAUGUGAAUGCGACCCUACAGUGUCUGACCUACACAGAGCCCCUCGCCAGCUACAUGCUGUCCCAGCAGCACGGGACCACCUGUAGGAGGCAGACAUCCUGCAUGCUGUGUACCCUGCAGGCUCACCUGACGCGGGUUCUCUGCCAUCCUGGACGUGUGCUCCGGCCCCUGCCACUCCUGCUCGCCGCCUUCCACAGACACAAGCAGGAAGAUGCCCAUGAGUAUCUCAUGUUCAUUCUGGAUGCAAUGCAGCAAGCGUGCUUGCCUGAGGACAAGCUCUCAGACCCUGAGUGUCCUCAGGACAGCACCCUCAUCCAGCAACUCUUUGGGGGGUACUGGAGGUCUCAAAUCCAGUGUCUCCACUGCCAAGGCAUUUCGAGCACUCUGGAACCUUACCUGGACAUCAGCCUGGACAUCGGGGAUGCUCACAGCGUCAGCCAAGCUUUGGAGCAGUUGAUAAAGCCCGAACUGCUGGAAGGUGAAAAUGCCUACCAUUGUAGUAAGUGUCUGGAGAAGGUGCCUGCGUCCAAGGUGUUGACUUUGCACACUUCCCCGAAGGUCCUCAUCCUGGUCUUGAGACGAUUCUCAGACUUGACAGGCAACAAAAUGACUAAGGAGGUGCAAUAUCCUGAGCGCCUUGACAUGCAACACUGCCUGUCUGAGCAGAGGGCAGGACCCUUGGUUUAUGUGCUCUAUGCCGUGCUGGUGCACGCUGGGAGGAGUUGCCACAGCGGACAUUACUUCUGUUUCGUAAAGGCAGGAAAUGGCCAGUGGUAUAAAAUGGAUGAUGCUAAGGUCAGCGCCUGUGAUGUGACUUGCGCGCUGCACCAACCUGCCUAUGUCCUCUUUUAUAUGCAGAAGACUGAUCUGGAGAGAGACCUUGGGAGGGAGUCAGUCGAGGAGGGAGGACUCGCAUCUCCCGAGGCAGACCCCACGGUGGUGGGUGAGGCCUCAGGAGAGCCGGCAACGGAUCCCUCCGUGAACCUUCUUGAGUUGGAGGAGUGUGGGGAAGAGACCUCAAGGCAACAAAUGACAUUAGACCAGUGGAGAUGCCUCCAGGAACGCAAUCGACCUAAGCUUGAACUCAAUGUCAGGAGAAGAGAAAUUGCUCUUCCUGCAAACGCAGUCAUCCUUCACCACUCCAAAUACAGACCUGAGAUGCCGAAGAAUCAUCCUCAGCAGACCGUCGACCUGCUCACCACUGCAGCUGGGAUGCUCCCACCUCAGGUGGCCGGGGACGUGGCCAAGGUCCCACGUGUGCCAGGGAGAGCCCGACCUACCAAGAGGAUGAGCAAGAAGGGACAGAGGUCUGAGGAAGCAGUCCAGGGAUGUGUCUCCUAACUUUGGUGCACAUGGGCGCACACAACCACACACACAGCAUCACUCACUCCAAACCCGAACACAGACCCAUACUGGAAAUACUUUGUGUUGUGAGAAGUGUGUGUUCUGUAUGUAUGGAAGAACCAUCUAUCUGGUGUGUUCAUGGGGUAUGGCCUUCAACUGAACCUAGAGGACACUGAUAUUUAAACCUGGGUCUUUGUCAUGAUCUUAUAUUGGGAUAGUGUGGAUUUCAUAUGGGGUGUAUCGAGGAACCUGCCUCUCCUUCAGCCUUGGGGAGAGUGGGGGCCACUUGCAGGUGAGAGGCAGUGAGCAGUCAGGGUUGAGAGUGGAUAUGAUGCUGAGGACCUGGGGUUGAAGUAUGUUUGACCCUCUCGUCAUGGUCCCCACUUCCCAAUGCUUUUCUUCUAUUUAUAUUGAAAGAAUAUUUGUCUGAACACAUGAGUAUGUAUUGGGUCUUGCUAGCGAUGUGUCUUGGUCAAUGCUUGGAAAUUGUAAGAAGGAAAUUAAGUGCUUACUUUUGGGACAAUAACUGCAUCCAGCCUGAUAUAACCAUAGUGAUUAUAUUAUGUUCCCUUCACUCUCUCCCACAUUAAGACUGAAGAGAAGCAAACUAACAAGGGCUCUUAUUCCAAAAGGAAAUGCCCAGCCUCCCACUGAAUAUAACUUUUUACAACUCUUGCUACCAUCUGCUCUGUGGCACCUCCUGACCCAGAAGCAGUGGACUCUGGAUUUCAGACCAGUUCAAAUUCAAAUUUGGACCUGGUUUGAUACCUUGGAAAUCAGUGCCAAGUUCAUGAGUCUAGCAAAAGCGUUUUGAGGUCAGGUUAUAGGUGUUCUGUGUUAUCAUUGCAUUUCUUACAGAAGAGUUUGACAAGUUCAUUGUAGAAUGGAAAUUAUUACAUGACCGGCAAACGCCUCUGAGUGUGACCGUAGAUGUGCAGUUGUAACAUCACAUCAUAAUGUUAUUUUCACUCUGUAUUCAAACUUGGAAAUACCACCCUUACUGGAGAGUAAGGGACGAUAGGAUCUGUGCAGAAGAAAUCAAGCUUUUUUGUAGAUUUUCAUGUACCAAAGACAGAUUAGAGAUAUAAAGUGUCAGGGUUUCUUUCAUGUCUGGGAAUUGUGUUUCUUUUGACCAAUACAGUUUAUUGUGUCGUAAAGAGUGAGGAAACCUGUGUGCAUGUCUUGCCAAGAGUUCCCUAAGAGGACCUGCAGGUAUCCCCAUCCUCUGAAGACUGUCAUAGGGAAUGAGACAGCUCAUGGACUCGGGGACUUGUCCUCCACAGCAGAGGACCCUGAGGAGGUGUCUGUUGGAAUGAGGAUAUGUCUCCACCUGGACUGUUGUGGUGAACCAGCAAUUCCUCCGCUGAACUGGAUGGAAACGGUCAAGUCCACAACGUGCUGGGUGUCCUGCUUUUGUGCGCCUACACAUACACUCCCCCCACUACACAGAUGCUGCAGUUUUUCUUUAGGUAAAUCUAUAGGACUGUCAAAGCGUGCAUCCAAUCCGGAAUGUCAAGUUUGUCUUAGUGAAAUCCAUUUUCUAACAAAUGUAGGGAAAUCAUCCUGGCAAUUUGUAACUUGGUUGUAAACAGAAAUUAACAAGUUAAUCUGAAAUUGUUUUAUAAAUGUCUGAAUUUCUGAUUUAGAAAAAGAUCCCAUUCAGAGUUCUGCAAAUUACACCAUGUUUUCUCCUAGAAGACAUUUUCUGUACUUGUUGAUAUUAUUUCUCUGAAAUUGUUAUGCAGAAUAUUGCAUCUGCUUUGUUUGUUUUUGCUCUAAAAUGUUAUUACGAAGU
Molecule: messenger RNA, 5005 nt
Organism: Canis lupus familiaris (dog)
Lineage: Eukaryota; Metazoa; Chordata; Mammalia; Carnivora; Canidae
Product: ubiquitin carboxyl-terminal hydrolase 17-like protein 6
Exons: 1
Coding region: 1570-3207 (545 amino acids)
Biological process (GO): protein deubiquitination; regulation of apoptotic process
Cellular component (GO): cytosol; nucleus
Molecular function (GO): cysteine-type deubiquitinase activity; cysteine-type endopeptidase activity
Source: RefSeq, a predicted model, not a curated record